AAACUUUCUUGUCGGCAGUGUAGAUUUUUCCGUAGGAGAGCAAAGACAUCUAUUUUUUCCACAAGUGACAUCACUGCUUUUGUUUUCCACUUGUGUGAUCAUUCAUGUAGUAGGUUGUAGCCGGCACGGAGUAUGCAAGCAGGAGGCACCAGCGGCCAGCAACAGCGGCAGUACCAGCGACCAUCACCAGCAGGCAGCAGCGGCCAGCAAGCAGCAGGCGAAGGAGGAUAGGCGGACGGAGAGAGCUCCAAUUUUUUCCAGUGCUAAAAAGUUGGAGCAGGAAGAGGAACCACGAUGAGCCUUGUGGGUGACGACAUGGUCGAUAAACUCGAGUUGCUUCGAAAGAUUACGAACAACUUUUCAGAGGCACAAAAAGUUGGCAGUGGUGGGUAUGGAGAUGUUUACCGGGCCACGUAUAAUGGGGAAGAGAUUGCUGUGAAGAAGUUUCACCUGGAUGUGGGAAGGCUAGACGAUAAGGCGUUCGAUAACGAAGUCCUUAACCUUAGGGAGAUUCAACAUCAGAAUAUCGUUAGGUUAAUUGGCUACUGUUAUGUAUCACACCAUAUGUAUGUCAAUUACGACGGAGGGAUAGUUCGAGCAGAACAUAUCGAAAGACUCCUCUGCUUCGAAUAUAUGGAAGGUGGAAGCCUCGAAAAACAUAUUUCAGAUGAAUCUUGUGAUCUUGACUGGCGGACAAGCUUCAAAAUUAUUAGAGGGAUCUGUGAAGGUUUAAACCACUUGCAUACUACAAAGGGGAAACCUAUUUACCAUUUGGACUUAAAACCUGCUAAUAUAUUGCUCGAUAAGAACAAGACGGCAAAAAUUGGAGAUCUCGGUUUGUCCAUUCUGGCUGCUUCAACAAAAACCCAUAGAACUGGGGCUGCCAGAGGAACAGAAGGUUACAUGCCACCCGAAUACAUAAAUGACGGUGUCGUAUCGAACAAGUUUGACGUGUUCAGUUUAGGGGUUAUAAUUAUAAAAAUGCUGGCCGGAAAUACAGGCUACGUCCGCUGUCAUGAAAUGCCUCCCGAAAGAUUUAUUGAGUUUGUAACUGAAAAGUGGAAGGAAAAACUUCAGGGGACCAAAGUAUAUUUGUCACAAGAAUCAGACAUCCUGCAACUCAAGACUUGUGUGGAUAUAGCAUUGAGAUGUGUUAAGGAUGAACGAAAUGAGAGGCCUGAUGUUAAGGGCAUUGUCAAUGAACUGGAAAAGCUAGAACCUCAGAUAGACAAAAUUUCUACUAAUCCUGCCUACUACCGGAGUGGCGUUAGCCAGGACAUCAGGCAGAAAGAGCAUCUCUUCCACUUAUACAUGACCCAGCGGGGGAUUGGAGCAACCGAUGGUAACGAGAAAUUUGUUGUCAACUGCGGUUUUGGUUCGAUCGUUGUUGAUGACUUUACCAUACGUGAUGGUCCUGCCCCUAAUGCAAACCUUGUUGGACGUGCCCGAGGCAUGCACGUCUGUGAUGGUAUGGGCGACGACCACUGGCUAUUCUGUCACAGCAUAGUGUUCACCGACACCAGGUUUAAGGGGUCCAGCCUUAAGAUGCUUGGAGAUUUCGCAUACGAAAAUGAUGCUGAAUGGGCUAUCGUGGGAGGAACUGGAGAGUUUGCCUAUGCGAAUGGUGCUGUCACUGCCAAAGUAAUCCAGACACAUACUCCUGCUACUGGGCGUAUCUGGGACCUUCGUAUCCGAGUUUUCUGUUUAUGUAUCCCUGAAAACACAAAGAUGGGCCCUUGGUGGGAUAGGGAGGCAGGAGCAGCUUUUGACAUCCCGGAGGCGGAGCCACCCAGGUGUCUUCAAACCGUGACAGUUGGAUAUGGUGACGUGAUCAACUGUAUUGAGUUUUCCUACACUAACAAAGCUGGUGAGAAGAAAACUGCUGGACCAUGGGGUUCUCACGGCGCACUUACAAGGACGAUUAUGCUUGCUCCAUCCGAGAUUAUAAAGCAAGUUCUUGGAACAGCUAGUACAGUUGGAGAAGACACCGUUGUUACAUCACUUACUUUGGUCAGCAACCUCACAACAUAUGGGCCCUUUGGAACAACUAAUGGUACCCCUUUCUGCAGCCAGCCUCCAGAAUCCAAUAAAAGCAUCGCAGGAUUUUAUGCACGUGCUGGGGAAGCGAUCAAUGCACUUGGAGUUUAUUAUACAUCUGAAAAUUAGAGCUUUAUUGUUUAAUAAACUCCAAUUGUUGUUUAAGAUUCUUCAUGGCUUGGGUCGACGCUUCAAAAGACAUUUCCCAGCCUUUGCCUUCCAAAAAGCAGACGGACAGGGGUUGUCAUCGUUCUCAUAUCGUGUGCAAUUUGUUUUUCCUUUUUACUGCGUACUUGUCGCCAAUAUCUUCAUGUUAUUUCUUGCUCGAAAAAUAAUGUUUCUAGAGAUCGCGAUGAUUAUGCGACAGCAGUUGUUGGUUUGAUA
Messenger RNA from Panicum virgatum (switchgrass), 2421 nucleotides. Its product is annotated as probable LRR receptor-like serine/threonine-protein kinase RKF3. Gene Ontology annotation, biological process: protein phosphorylation. The record is from RefSeq and is a predicted model, not a curated record. Gene Ontology annotation, molecular function: ATP binding; protein kinase activity; carbohydrate binding. The coding region runs from base 295 to 2166 and encodes 623 amino acids. The transcript has 9 exons. NCBI's taxonomy places the organism in Eukaryota, Viridiplantae, Streptophyta, Magnoliopsida, Poales, Poaceae.